Messenger RNA from Effrenium voratum, 4806 nucleotides. The record is from the annotation of a GenBank genome assembly. NCBI's taxonomy places the organism in Eukaryota, Dinophyceae, Suessiales, Symbiodiniaceae.
AUGAAGGCAAACCGCGAAAACUGGUGCUCCCGGCUAGCAGGGCAAGUUCCAGAGCUUUGGUGCCUAGCGACCAAGCUGCUGGCAGCUUCAGCCUGGCUCCUCUACUUCAUCCUCGACAUCAGCAAGGCUCCAUGGCGGGUGUCGCUGGGCUGCGGACUGGGGGUCUUUCUGCUGAGUUUGGUCGCCGUCACCUGCGGCCUGGACUUCCCCUGGGCCAUUCCCUUCCUCUGCAUUCAGAGCAGCUUCCUGAUGUGUGGGCUCAUGCGCGUCUAUCUUUUUGAGAGCCUCCCUUCCAAGGACUUCUUCACCGCGAGUGCGAUGAGCUUUUGUAUCUGCAGCGCAUCCGUGCUGACUCUUUGGACUGGCUGGUGGAUCUCUUCGGAGGUGAGCGAAUUCCCGCCUGCGCUCACGUCAAAGCUGCCAGACUGGGCGGACAACGUGGUGAACUACACCCUGUGCGAAGCAGAUGCCGCGAGCCAGGCCGAUGCCAUCGGGGCAUGUUCCAAAGUGAACUCCCUCGUGCAGUUGCAGAGCCUUUCGCCCCUGGCUGUUUCCUUGGCCUACGGAGUCUUUGCGCUGUGCUGCACCUUCAUGCUGAAAGCCGACUCCUGCAUCAAGCCAAGGCUUGCAGAUGGCUUGGCGCUCUCCGCGGCGGAGCUGAAGGCGGCUCAGAAGCUCCAGCGUAUCGUGCAGAGGAUGUUUCUUCUGCUGGCUCUGGUGUUGGCCCUGGGCUAUGGGCUGGCCUGCACGUCCUCCUACGCCCACUGGUGCAGCAAGCUGGUGAUUUGGUACGUCUUGAGCGGGGUGGGCACCAUCUUGGGCCUCAUCUUCCUGGAGACGGAUCGCGCGCUAUUGCAGCGCCUAAUGUUGCAAAGCGGCUUCGGCAAGAUGGUGCUGCAGGUUCUCAGGAACGACUGGGCCAGGGCAUUUGCUUUGGGCGCUUUGAAUGUCUUGAUUCCGGCGGUGCUGUUCCUGGACGUCCUGCGGCAAUUGGUGCGAAGAUCCACCGACCCGGACGCGGACUCCGACCGGCUGACGCCCAUGGGCCGGUCUUUGCUGGACUCGCUGAAGCAGUGGAACUGGACGGGGAUCUUCCGGAAGUUGGAUCUCUACUGCUUCUUGUGGCAGCUGGUGUUUCUGGGCUCCAAGUGCACCUACGUCUGCCUCUCUUGGCUGAAUUACUUUCUCAUCGAUGCGGAUCUACAGCUUCCUUCAGUCGCCGGCAUGGUCUUCCUGGUCGGGGUGGCCAUGUUCAUGGUGCCCAUUGUCCCGGGAACCGCCGUGUACCUUUUCUCCGGCGUCGUGUUAGGAGUACUGAGCACUGUGCGGGGCUUAAACUUGCUGGCGGGCAUCGGUCUGGGAGUAGCCGUCAGCGCGGUGGCCAAACACCUCGCCUGCGUGGGCCAGUAUCUGAUCGGCUAUGUGGCGGGCAAGUGGGUGCAUGUCCAGCGCCUGGUGGCGGUGGACAAGGUCCCCACUCGCGCCAUGGAGAUGAUCCUGAACCGGAGGGGCUUCUCCCUGGGCAAGGUGUGCAUUCUAGUUGCCGGGCCGGACUGGCCCACCAGCGUGCUCUGUGGCAUUUUGAAGCUGAACAUUCCGCAGAUGCUUCUGGGCACUCUACCAGUGAUCCUGGUGAGUAUCAUCCCGCAGGUGGCGGUCGGCGCUUUGCUUGCCCUACCGGAUGAAGCGCCGAACGUCUCUGCAGGAGUAACAAUGUUGGCAAGCAUCCUGCAGGUGGGUGCGACCAUCUACGUGUCCUACCGCAUCUUGAAGACGGCGGAAGAACACUUCAAAGAUCUCAGCGAGCCCCGGCCGGAGCACGCGGAAGUGGCGGAGCUCAGCAGAAAAGAGGAGUGCUUCAACAGAAGAUACCUGGAGACAUGCAGCUGGGGCAAGCUGCCCUUAUCUUUGCGCUUGGGUAUAUUCAUGACUUCUGCGACCUGUUUUUCGGUGUGUACAAUACAAGCGAUGGACUUCCUGACAGUGAGCAGAUGCUUUCGCAGCUUCUCCAUCACGGACCGUAUCGAGGAGUCCUUGGACAAGGGCGGCCUGGGAGGCAACGUGCUGAACAUCAUCCAGCCCUGGGGCGCCGCGACGCUGUGGGGCGCGCUGGCGGCGGUCUGCGCCCAUCUGCUCUGCGGCUGCGCUCUGCGGCGCCUGGCGCGCCACGUAGAGCUCCAGGUGGAUCCACUGGAGGACAAGCCGGAGGGGGAGGGAAUUGCGAAGCAAGCGCCCAAGCCCCUCGCCGUGGUAGUCAGGUACUGCGAGGAAUUUCUCGAUAAUCAGCACAAGUGGCACGGAGAGGUGGCCAUGAAGUGGCGCUCUGAGCGUUUACAAGGGAAGCCUUGCUACCCUCAUGUGGGCUCCAUGUUAGCGGCGGGGAGGCUAAGGAUGUACGAAGCUUUGGUGGGCGCCACUUUGCUGGCAGCGACGGGGCCUGCCAUUUUGGUCAUCGCCCUCUACUCGGGAAUAGGGCUCAGCAGUUAUGUUUGCAGCUGGGUGGUGGAGCUAUCUGCAACCUACUUCCCUGCUGUUACGAAAUGCCUGAUCAUCGCUGCCUGGGUUCUUUGCUUUCUCUUUGAUGUGGUCAAGGCGCCGUCGGGCGUUUUUUUGGGUACCUCCGCGGGAGUCUUCGGCCUCACGGUCUUGGGGCUCACGAUGAUGUGCUUCGAAUUCCCCUUGGCCGCGCCCUACGUCGCCAUGCAGAGCAGCUUUCUCAUCGGCUGCUACAUGCGCACCCACCUUUUCACCGCGGUCCCCUCCAAGGACUUCUUCACCGCGAGCGCGCUGAGCUAUAGCAUCUGCGGCGUGUGCGCGCUGACCCUGUGGCUGGGCUGGCGGAUCUCCAUGGUGAACCGCUUUCAGGAGGGCACGGAAGCAGCCAUUAUGGACAUCAACGAAGCCGUGGUGAAGCACGCCGCGUCCGAGUUUGGCCUCAACUCGUCUUUCACUUUUAGCUCCUGCAGGGAGUCCUCUCCUACCGACCUGCCCGAUGCGCAGAUCGCUGGGGCAUGUGCCAAGUUGUUCAACGUGCUACGACUGCAGAUAUAUUCGCCCGUGAUGGUGCCGCUGACUUAUGGCAUGGUGGCCGUGUGCUGCGUCUUCAUGCUCAAUGCGGACACCAUGAAAGCGUCCAAGGUGCGCGAGGGCUCCCUGUCUGCGGCGGAAGUGCAGGCAGCACGCGGGCUUCAGGGCAUUCUGCGGCGCAUGUUCCUGGUCUUGGCCGUGGCGGCCGCGCUGGCCUACGGAAUGAGCUACUUCUCGAGCCACGGGUCGCAUGUCACGCGCAUGAUGUUCACUUACGCCCUUGGGUGUGGCCUCACGAUUUGUGGCAUUGUCCUGUUGGAGACGGACAAGGCGUUGGUGCAGCGACUGCUUUUACAGACUCGGCUGGGCAAGAUGCUGCGCAUGGUGAUCGCCAACGACUGGGUGAGGGCCUUCGCCUGUGGCCUCUUCAACGGCGUGGCGCCGGCGUUUUUCCUGCUGGAUGCCCUCCGGCAGCUGGUGAGAGUCAAGUUCCGGAAAGAUCUCCCGGAGGGAUAUGACCGUGAAGACCGAUUUACGCCCGCGGGGCGGUCUCUCGCGAAUUGGUUGAAGCAAUGGAACUGGACCGGGAUCCUACGGAAGCUCGAUCUCUUCUGCUUCCUCUGGCAACUCCUCUUCAUAGGAGCCAAGGCCACCUAUGUGUCCCUCUCUUGGCUGAACUACUGGCUCAUUGAUGCUGAUUUGAAGCUGCCGGCCUUGACGGGUAUGGUCUUCCUGGUGGGUCUGGCCAUGUUCAUGCUGCCCAUCGUUCCAGGGACUGCGGUGUACCUGUUUUCGGGCGUCGUCCUGGGGUUUCAGACCACGGUCAAAGGGCAUGGCUUGGCACUGGGCAUUGGCCUGGCGGUAGCAGUGAGCUCGGUGGCCAAGCACCUGGCCUGCGUAGGCCAGUACCUCAUCGGAUACUUCGCUGGGAAAUCCGUGCGCGUUCAGCGCUUCGUGGCCGUGGACAAAGUCCCCACGCGUGCCAUGGAAAUGAUCCUCAGCCGACGCGGCCUUUCCCUCGGGAAGGUCUGCAUUUUGGUGGCUGGGCCGGACUUCCCCACCAGCGUGGUUUGCGGCAUUUUGAAGCUGAAUAUCCCGCAGAUGCUGCUGGGAACCUCGCCAGUGAUCCUUAUAAGCAUCAUCCCGCAGGUAGCGGUCGGAGCGCUACUCGCUCUGCCCAACGACGCGGAGUUCUCUGGCGCGGUGACCUUCGUGGCAGCGGUACUACAGGUGGGCGCCAGCGUCUACGUCUCCUACAGCCUGCUGAAGACGGCGGAGGAGAACUUCGCCGAGCUCUGCAAGGUGCGGGAGGAGCACCAGCACGUGGCCGAGCUCACGCAGCAGGAGGAGUCCUAUACCCGGCGAUACCUGGAGACUUGCUGCUGGAGCAAGCUGCCUCUGUAUUUGAGAAUCUGUAUUCUGCUUACUUCUUUUGGUUGCUUCCUUGUCUCCAUCAUCUUGGCCGUCGAUUUCCUGGCUUUGGCGCGCAGCUUCCGCAGCUUUUCCAUGACCGAUCGCAUCGAGGCGCCAGUGGAACACGGGGGCUUAGACGGGAACGUUCUCAAUGUGAUCGUGCAGCCCUGGGGCUAUGCGACCCUGGCCCUGGCCUUUGCGGCUGCAUUGCUCCAUGUGCUGGCUGGCUGCUUGUUGCAUCGCGCAACCCGUCGAAGCCUCGAUCUCCGAGUGGGCUCCAUAGACUUCGAAGAAGUGAGCCGCUCUGAGGGCCUUGCCAAGCAAGCGCCCAAGCAAGUUUCUGUGGUGGUGAGGUACCAGGAGUGA